This is a messenger RNA of Trichechus manatus latirostris (Florida manatee), 3500 nucleotides long. RefSeq names its product minichromosome maintenance complex component 2 (gene MCM2). The record is from RefSeq and is a predicted model, not a curated record. The transcript has 14 exons. NCBI's taxonomy places the organism in Eukaryota, Metazoa, Chordata, Mammalia, Sirenia, Trichechidae. Gene Ontology annotation, molecular function: single-stranded DNA helicase activity; 3'-5' DNA helicase activity; single-stranded DNA binding. Gene Ontology annotation, biological process: DNA replication; mitotic DNA replication initiation; double-strand break repair via break-induced replication. Gene Ontology annotation, cellular component: nucleus; MCM complex.
UUGUGGCGGACGUAGCGAAGAGGAGCGCGGCGCUGCUAUGGCGGAAUCAUCAGAGUCCUUCACUGUGGUGUCCAGCCCGGCCCGGCGCCACCGAGGCACUGACCCUCUCACCUCCAGCCCUGGCCGUAGCUCCCGGCGCACUGACGCCCUGACCUCUAGCCCUGGCAGAGACCUUCCUCCCUUUGAGGAUGAGUCCGAGGGGCUGCUAGGCACCGAGGGGCCCUUGGAGGAGGAAGAAGAUGGAGAGGAGCUUAUCGGAGAUGGCAUGGAGAGGGACUACCGUGCCAUCCCAGAGCUGGACACCUAUGAGGCCGAGGGGUUGGCUCUGGAUGACGAGGACGUGGAGGAAUUGACUGCCAGUCAGAGGGAGGCUGCAGAACGGGCCAUGCGGCAGCGGGACCGGGAGGCUGGCCGGGGCCUGGGCCGUAUGCGCCGCGGGCUGCUGUAUGACAGUGAUGAUGAGGAUGAGGAGCGCCCCACCCGGAAACGCCGCCUAGUGGAGCGGGCCACGGAGGACGGCGAGGAGGAUGAGGAGAUGAUCGAGAGCAUAGAGAACUUGGAGGACCUGAAGGGCCACUCUGUGCGUGAGUGGGUGAGCAUGGCAGGUCCCCGGCUGGAGAUCCAUCACCGGUUCAAGAACUUUCUGCGCACCCACGUGGACGGGCACGGCCACAACGUCUUCAAGGAGCGCAUCAGCGACAUGUGCAAAGAGAACCGCGAGAGCCUGGUGGUGAACUAUGAGGACCUGGCAGCCAGGGAGCAUGUGCUGGCUUACUUCCUGCCAGAGGCGCCAGCAGAGCUGCUGCAGAUCUUUGAUGAGGCUGCCUUGGAGGUGGUGUUGGCCAUGUACCCCAAGUAUGACCGCAUCGCUAGCCACAUCCACGUCCGCAUCUCCCACCUGCCCCUGGUAGAGGAACUGCGCUCGCUGAGACAGUUGCACCUGAAUCAGCUGAUCCGCACCAGUGGGGUGGUGACCAGCUGCACAGGCGUCCUGCCUCAGCUCAGCCUGGUCAAGUAUAACUGCAACAAGUGCAACUUUGUCCUGGGACCUUUCUGCCAGUCACAGAACCAGGAGGUGAAGCCAGGCUCCUGUCCUGAGUGCCAGUCAGCUGGCCCCUUCGAAGUCAACAUGGAAGAGACCAUCUAUCAGAAUUACCAGCGCAUCCGAAUUCAGGAGAGCCCAGGCAAGGUGGCGGCUGGCCGGCUGCCCCGCUCCAAGGAUGCUAUUCUCCUUGCAGAUCUGGUGGACAGCUGCAAACCAGGAGACGAGAUAGAGCUGACUGGCAUCUACCACAACAACUACGAUGGCUCCCUCAACACUGCCCAUGGCUUCCCCGUCUUUGCCACUGUCAUUCUGGCCAACCACGUGGCCAAGAAGGACAAUAAGGUGGCCAUAGGGGAACUGACCGACGAGGAUGUGAAGAUGAUCACCAGCCUCUCCAAGGAUCAGCAGAUUGGGGAGAAGGCAGGUGGUAAGCACAAGGUACGAGGUGAUAUCAAUGUGCUACUGUGUGGAGAUCCUGGCACAGCUAAGUCUCAGUUUCUCAAAUACAUUGAGAAAGUGUCGAGCCGAGCCAUCUUCACCACUGGCCAGGGGGCUUCGGCAGUAGGCCUCACGGCGUAUGUCCAGCGGCAUCCUGUCAGCAGGGAAUGGACCUUAGAAGCUGGAGCCCUGGUUCUGGCUGAUCGAGGAGUGUGUCUCAUUGAUGAGUUUGACAAGAUGAACGACCAGGACAGAACCAGCAUCCAUGAGGCUAUGGAACAACAAAGUAUCUCCAUUUCGAAGGCCGGUAUCGUCACCUCCCUGCAGGCUCGCUGCACUGUGAUUGCUGCUGCCAACCCCAUAGGUCACUGAGAGCUAACUUACAGCCUGACCUCCGGCCUCGUUUCUCAGGAUGAGAUGCUGGCCCGCUUUGUGGUGGGCAGCCAUGUCAGACACCACCCCAGCAAUAAGGAGGAGGAGGGGCUGGUCAACAACAGCACCCUGGAGCCCGCCAUGCCCAACACAUACGGAGUGGAACCUUUACCCCAGGAGGUCCUGAAGAAGUACAUUAUCUAUGCCAAGGAGAAGGUCCACCCAAAGCUCAACCAGAUGGAUCAGGACAAGGUGGCCAAGAUGUACAGUGAUCUGAGGAAAGAAUCUAUGGCAACAGGCAGCAUCCCUAUUACAGUGCGGCACAUCGAGUCUAUGAUCCGCAUGGCAGAGGCCCAUGCGCGCAUCCACCUGCGGGACUACGUGAUAGAGGACGAUGUCAACAUGGCCAUUCGUGUGAUGCUAGAGAGCUUCAUCGACACGCAGAAGUUCAGUGUCAUGCGCAGCAUGCGAAAGACAUUUGCCCGCUAUCUUUCAUUCCGGCGUGAUAACAAUGAGCUGUUGCUCUUCAUAUUGAAACAGUUAGUGGCAGAGCAGGUGACAUAUCAACGCAACCGCUUUGGGGCCCAGCAGGACACUAUUGAAGUGCCUGAAAAGGACUUGGUGGACAAGGCUCGUCAGAUCAACAUCCACAACCUCUCAGCUUUUUAUGACAGUGAACUCUUUAGGAUGAACAAGUUCAGCUAUGACCUGAAACGAAAAAUGAUCCUUCAGCAGUUCUAGGGCCCUGGGCCAUCAGAGUAACUAACUGUGCCUUCUGGUUUGGGAAGGCAGAACCGAGUGCUCAGUUCACUUUGUGCUUUCUAAACCCAACACCAGCCGACUGAGGACUUGGAAGUAUGGUCGGGCAGGGUUUGGAGUUGAAUCACCUGGCUUUGCCCACAGACUCCUGGGCUAAGGCUAUGACUGGUAUUUAUUUCUUUUGCUCCAUUUUCUGCUUGUCUUGCCUUCUCAGUUGAGCACACUUUUCUUUUUCAGCUGCUCAACAGCCUGUCAGCUACAAGUGGUUUGCCUCUGCUUAGUACCUUGGAUCAGAAUUAUUUGUGUUCAGGAUACCCAUGAUAGAAGGUGUGACAUACUCAGGUGAGGUAUGUCUCAGGUGACUGAGCAUAUAAGGGUGUUCAGAGAACUCUUGCCCCCUUGGCAUGAGUUCCAUGCCCAGGCUGCUUCUGUACCUUUGACCUGAGAGCAGGUUAAAGAUAUUUGUAUGUAGUCUUUUUCCAAACUCUGUCCAGGAGGUCUCUCUAAGCUACAGUGAGUAGAGAAGACGUGUAGGCUGCAUACAGGAGAGACCACAGCCUGGUCAAUAGUCAACUGCUAUCUGUAAUGACAUAGUUUGUCUUCCCCCAUAGAUGGAUGAGAGGAGCUGGAUAUGGUCUGAUAGCCACAAGUAUGAGUCAUCAUUGCUGUGUGUAUCUAUUUUCUACCUAAUCAUUUCUCCAUUCUCUUGUACAUUCAAUUUUUUUUUCUGUAGUUUUAAUUUUUAAUAAAGUUGAAUAAAAUCCAGCUACUGACAUCUGUUGGUCUCGAUUUUAUUUUAAUAUCAUAGCCCAGGCUUCCCUGGACUUCCUUGGAAGAACCCUUUCCCUCUUCUGCUUUUGGAGGUAGCUCAGGCAGAAGAACUGUU